This is a messenger RNA of Herpailurus yagouaroundi (jaguarundi), 1429 nucleotides long. RefSeq names its product enolase superfamily member 1 (gene ENOSF1). Bases 79 to 1410 code for a protein of 443 amino acids. The record is from RefSeq and is a predicted model, not a curated record. Gene Ontology annotation, molecular function: L-fuconate dehydratase activity; magnesium ion binding. The transcript has 16 exons. NCBI's taxonomy places the organism in Eukaryota, Metazoa, Chordata, Mammalia, Carnivora, Felidae. Gene Ontology annotation, biological process: carbohydrate catabolic process; amino acid catabolic process.
GGGCUCUGCUCCUCCCUCCGCGCACGGGGCCUGCGGCGGAGUCGCCGGCGCGGCCAGCUCCGGGUGCUGGGCGGUGACAUGGUGCGUGGCAGGAUCUCCAGGCUCUCGGUGCGGGACGUGCGCUUCCCCACGUCGCUGGGGGGCCACGGCUCGGACGCCAUGCACACAGACCCUGAUUAUUCGGCUGCGUAUGUUGUCUUAGAGACCAAUGCGGAAGACGGGCUCAAAGGGUAUGGAAUUACCUUCACUCUGGGAAAAGGCACGGAAGUUGUUGCCUGUGCUGUGAAUGCCCUCGCCCACCAUGUGCUUAACAAGGACCUCGGGGACAUCAUUGGUGACUUCAGAGGCUUCUACAGGCAGCUCACCAGUGAUGGGCAGCUGAGAUGGAUUGGUCCUGAGAAAGGUGUUGUGCAUCUGGCGACCGCGGCUGUUCUCAACGCUGUGUGGGACCUGUGGGCCAAGCAGGAGGGAAAGCCUCUGUGGAAGUUACUUGUUGACAUGGACCCCAGGAUGCUGUUAUCCUGCAUAGAUUUCAGGUACAUCACAGACGUCCUGACUGAGGAGGAAGCCUAUGGAAUACUGCAGAAAGGUCAAAUUGGCAAAAAAGAGAGAGAAAGGCAAAUGCUAAUGCAUGGCUACCCUGCCUACACGACAUCGUGCGCCUGGCUGGGGUACUCGGAUGACACACUGAAGCAGCUCUGCACCGAGGCCCUGCAGGACGGCUGGACCAGGUUUAAGGUAAAAGUGGGUGCUGAUCUCCAGGAUGACAUCCGUAGGUGCCGACUCAUCAGAAACAUGAUUGGACCCGAGAAGACGUUGAUGAUGGAUGCCAACCAGCGCUGGGAUGUGCCUGAGGCAAUAGAGUGGAUGUCAAAGCUGGCUGAGUUCAAGCCACUGUGGAUUGAAGAACCCACCUCCCCUGAUGACAUUCUGGGACAUGCCACCAUUUCCAAGGCAUUGGUCCCACUAGGAAUUGGUGUCGCCACAGGAGAGCAGUGCCACAAUAGAGUCAUAUUUAAGCAGCUUCUCCAAGCAAAAGCCCUGCAGUUUCUCCAGAUUGACAGCUGCAGGCUGGGAAGUGUCAAUGAAAACCUCUCAGUGUUGCUGAUGGCCAAAAAGUUUGAAAUUCCCGUUUGCCCCCAUGCUGGUGGAGUUGGCCUCUGUGAAUUGGUACAGCACCUGAUUAUAUUUGACUUCAUAUCAGUUUCUGCAAGCCUUAAAAACAGGAUGUGCGAGUAUGUCGACCACCUGCAUGAACAUUUCAGGUAUCCAGUGACAAUCAAGAAGGCUUCCUACAUGCCUCCUAAGGAUGCUGGUUAUUCAACAGAAAUGAAGGAGGAAUCUGUAAAGAAACACCAAUAUCCAGAUGGUGAAGUCUGGAAGAAACUUCUUGCUGCUCAAAAUAAUUAAAUGUUCAGCCCCAAUACUC